AUGGCUGAUUACACUUUGCACAGAGUUGGCACGACAACUUCGAAUUUUGAUCUUGAAAUUAACGACGGGAUACGCAACGAAGCAUUAGUUCUGAUCGAAGACAUGUGCGUGCUCAUGUGUGGCAGUAUGUUGACAACAUUGGGAAUGCCAGCGCCAAAUCGUUCGACGCACGAUGCAUUAAAUCGUGAAUUGCAUCGGGAGAAAGACUAUGAUCGAGAUGAGCCAGUUGAAAGAGUCCGAACAAAUGUGUACUGGAUUUGCCGUCCUGCAGUUGAAGGGUUUUCGACGAGUCGCCGCCCGCGAACAGGCACGCUGAAUCCGCAACCGUGGGCUCUUCUCGGAAGUCGUCGAAUGUGCUAA
Messenger RNA from Macrosiphum euphorbiae (potato aphid), 360 nucleotides. NCBI's taxonomy places the organism in Eukaryota, Metazoa, Arthropoda, Insecta, Hemiptera, Aphididae. The record is from the annotation of a GenBank genome assembly.